This is a messenger RNA of Struthio camelus australis, 1191 nucleotides long. The record is from RefSeq and is a predicted model, not a curated record. Lineage: Eukaryota; Metazoa; Chordata; Aves; Struthioniformes; Struthionidae.
AGCAGCGCCUGCGGGGCCGGGCGGAUACCGCGGAGGGCUCGGCUGGAAAGCUGCGUGCGCUCCCGGCCUGGCCUCGGGGGUCUGCCUCGCGCGGAGGAGGUGGGUGACCUGUUUGGGUGCGUACGGCGGAACUCUCGGUACGUUCGUUUCAUCAAAUGUUCUCUUCUUUUUCAGCAAUUAGAACUAAUCACGCCCUUUCAACUAUAUUUCAACCCUGAAUUAAUAUUUAAACACUUUCAAGUAUGGAGGUUAAUCACAAACUACUUAUUUUUUGGACCAGUUGGCUUUAAUUUUUUAUUUAACAUGAUCUUUUUAUAUCGUUACUGCCGAAUGCUUGAAGAAGGAUCUUUUCGAGGUCGGACGGCAGAUUUUGUAUUUAUGUUCCUUUUUGGUGGACUUUUAAUGACUCUUUUUGGCUUGUUUGUAAACUUAGUUUUCCUGGGUCAGGCAUUCACAAUAAUGCUUGUGUAUGUAUGGAGCCGCAGGAAUCCCUAUGUCCGUAUGAACUUUUUUGGUCUUCUCAUCUUUCAAGCUCCGUUUCUACCUUGGGUACUGAUGGGCUUUUCACUGCUUUUGGGGAACUCCAUCAUUGUGGAUCUCCUGGGCAUUGCAGUUGGGCAUAUAUACUUUUUCCUAGAAGAUGUCUUUCCUAAUCAGCCUGGUGGUGGAAGGCUUCUGAGAACGCCGUCUGUCCUGAAAGCAAUAUUUGAUACACCAGAGGAUGACCCUAAUUACAAUCCCUUGCCAGAAGAACGACCGGGAGGAUUUGCAUGGGGAGAAGGUCAGCGCCUUGGAGGCUAAUAGGCGGCCGUGCCAAAAUCCAGCAACGGCUGGGAGAGACUUAACUGAAGUACUAUAUUGGGGAUUCUUUUAUUUCCCCGUCACAGAAAGGACACUUUUUGAAAGCUCUAUGGUUCUGAAUACAAGCACUUUAUGAGAUGGUAAUCUAAUCCAAGAAGCUUCCAGGCUGCCAGUGUCUUCCCUGGCUAGGGGUUGUAUUGCACUGGUAAUGAAAAUAUCAAUCUAGUGGAGCCAAAAAGCUAAAACUGGAAACCAUUUCCUGUCAACUUCGGUUAAUAAGACCAUGAGUACUUGUUUAAAGUGAUUUCUAAAGCAUUUUUUCAAGUUAUUUGAUACAGGGAACUGUAUGGGAAACUUUACAGGGGACAAAAUAAAACUUUUUGGUUUUAA